AGAAAUAGUCUAAAAAACAUUCUUUCUUGCUCUAAAGGAGAUCAUCAGUUGCAGACAAACAAAGGAGGUUUUAGCUCUCUCUCUCUCUCUCUCUCUCUCUCCCCCUUUGUGAAGUCAUCAGAGUUCCUUUUCCUUUCUUUUUAUCUUCUUCUGAAGUUAAUGGAUGCUGAUAAAUGGUCACAGGGUUUUCAGAGUAUUGGCAUGGUGAAGUCCAUGGAGGAGAUGGUGCCCAACACAUGCACAAAGGGAGGGCCAGUUCUAGAGAGAAAAGCAAGGCCACCGGAGCAAUUGAAUUGCCCGAGGUGCAACUCCACAAACACCAAGUUCUGUUACUACAACAAUUAUAGCCUCACGCAGCCGAGAUACUUCUGCAAGACUUGCAGGAGGUACUGGACCGAAGGCGGGUCUUUGAGGAAUGUGCCGGUCGGCGGUGGUUCGAGGAAGAACAAAAGAUCGACGACGAUAUCGACCUCGUCGUCGUCAUCGACUUCAGCCAAAGUCCCAGAUCUAAACCCGACGAGUUUCCCACACUUUUUGUCGUCUCAAAACCCUAAGGCAGCAGCCUACAAAGGCCAGGACCUUAACCUGACUUUCCCGGCUAUGGAAGAGACUCAUCAUGGUUCAGGUUUAUCUCAUUAUAAUGACCACCAAAACUACUACUCGCCUUCAGCUAUUGAUCUCCUCAGGGCCGGGAUGGUAUCAUCAAAGGGGCUGAAUUCUUUCGUUCCGGCACCGACACAAGACUCGGCUGCGCUUUACUCGACCGAGUUUCCCAUGCAAGACUAUAAACCGAUACUCAGUUUUCCGAUCGAUGGAGCUAGGGCUUCUGGCGUGCUCCAUGGUGGUCAAGAGAAUAAUGGUGGAAGGGUUUUCUUCCCUUUUGGAGAAAUGAAACCCAUUUCGAGCUCUAAUGAAGUCGAUGAUCAAAACAAGGAACAAAGCAAUUCAGCUGGAUAUUGGAAUAAUAAUGGAGUGCUACGUGGAGGAUCAUGGUAAAAGAAAUGGAGGAGGAGGAUCAAGGAACUUCUUUUUCCUUAAUUUUUCUUUCACUCUUUUUUUUCCCAGAUGGUUGAUUUGAUCAUUACUUGUUAAAAGUAUUCUAGAACUAACAGAUCAUUAUCAUAGGAUAUAUAUAUAAUGAUGGGGUUUUCUUUGCUUUUCAUUCUCCUUUCUCUCCUA
Messenger RNA from Hibiscus syriacus, 1179 nucleotides. RefSeq names its product dof zinc finger protein DOF3.7-like. The record is from RefSeq and is a predicted model, not a curated record. The coding region runs from base 160 to 996 and encodes 278 amino acids. The transcript is spliced from 2 exons. Gene Ontology annotation, biological process: regulation of DNA-templated transcription. Gene Ontology annotation, molecular function: DNA binding; DNA-binding transcription factor activity. Lineage: Eukaryota; Viridiplantae; Streptophyta; Magnoliopsida; Malvales; Malvaceae.